GGAUUAAAGUGCAAAGACUUCAAGCUGGGCAAAGCACACUGAUCUGCCUUUUUAACAGCUAGACCUGUGUGCAACGAGGAGCUAAAGGCUUCAGUGUCCCCCUUCCUUACCCAGGUGACGCACAGAAUGGAUUCCCAGCGGGAACUCACAGAGGAACUGCGGCUUUACCAAUCUACUCUUCUUCAGGACGGUCUAAAAGAUCUCCUGGAUGAGAACAAGUUCAUCGAUUGCACCCUGAAAGCAGGUGACAAAGGCCUGCCUUGCCACCGAUUGAUUCUGUCCGCUUGUAGCCCUUACUUCCGUGAGUAUUUUUUAUCUGAAAUUGAGGAGGAGAAAAAAAAGGAGGUCAUCCUAGAUAACGUGGACCCUGCUGUUCUGGAUUUAAUCAUUAAGUACCUGUACUCUGCCAGUAUCGACCUCAAUGACGGCAAUGUGCAAGAUAUUUUCGCUUUGGCCAGCCGCUUCCAGAUCCCCUCGGUGUUCACUGUGUGUGUUUCGUAUCUUCAGAAAAGACUUGCUCCUGGAAACUGUCUAGCCAUCCUGAGAUUAGGACUUCUUCUGGAUUGCCCCAGACUUGCCAUCUCGGCCCGGGAAUUUGUGUCAGAUCGCUUCUUACAGAUUUGUAAGGAAGAGGACUUUAUGCAGCUGUCAACGCAGGAAUUGAUCUCAGUCAUUUCAAACGACAGCCUUAACGUAGAAAAGGAAGAAGCCGUAUUUGAAGCAGUGAUGAAGUGGGUGCGAACAGACAAAGAAAACAGGGUAAAGAGCCUUAAUGAAGUGUUCGAUUGCAUUCGUUUUCGCCUCAUGGCAGAAAAAUAUUUUAAAGAUCACGUUGAGAAAGACGAUAUCAUUAAAAGCAACCCUGAUCUCCAGAAAAAAAUGAAAGUUCUCAAAGACGCCUUUGCAGGGAAACUCCCAGAAGUUGGCAAAACGGCAGAGAAGGCUGAGGGCAGUGAGGUGAACGGUGAUGUGGGUGAUGAAGACUUACUCCCGGGUUAUCUGAAUGACAUUCCCAGGCAUGGGAUGUUUGUCAAAGACCUCAUCCUCUUGGUAAAUGACACAGCUGCCGUGGCCUAUGAUCCCACUGAGAACGAAUGCUACCUAACUGCACUGGCAGAACAGAUUCCCCGAAACCAUUCCAGCAUUGUUACCCAACAAAACCAGGUCUACGUGGUAGGAGGUCUGUAUGUGGAUGAAGAAAAUAAGGAUCAACCUCUGCAGUCAUACUUCUUCCAGCUUGAUAGUGUAUCAUCUGAGUGGGUUGGACUUCCACCUCUGCCUUCAGCCCGGUGUCUGUUUGGUCUGGGAGAAGUAGAUGACAAGAUCUAUGUAGUUGCUGGCAAAGACCUUCAAACAGAGGCUUCGCUGGAUUCAGUAUUGUGCUACGAUCCUGUAACUUCAAAAUGGAAUGAAGUGAAAAAACUUCCUAUCAAAGUCUAUGGCCAUAAUGUGAUUUCACAUAAGGGGAUGAUCUAUUGUCUAGGAGGAAAGACAGAUGAUAAAAAGUGUACAAACAGGAUGUUUAUCUACAACCCCAAAAAAGGAGAUUGGAAGGAUCUGGCUCCAAUGAAAACACCUCGGUCGAUGUUUGGUGUGGCGAUCCAUAAAGGCAAAAUUGUGAUCGCAGGGGGUGUCACUGAAGAUGGCCUUGCAGCUUCGGUUGAAGCAUUUGACCUCACAACCAAUAAAUGGGAAGUAAUGCCCGAAUUUCCUCAAGAAAGAAGCUCUAUCAGUCUAGUCAGCCUGGCUGGAUCCCUGUACGCCAUUGGAGGAUUUGCCAUGAUCCAACUGGAAACUAAAGAGUUUGCACCCACUGAAGUCAACGACAUAUGGAAGUAUGAAGACGAUAAAAAAGAAUGGGCUGGGAUGCUGAAGGAAAUCCGCUAUGCUUCUGGAGCUAGCUGCUUAGCAACACGUUUAAAUCUCUUCAAACUUUCUAAACUAUAAACCAGAGGUGAAAAAAAAGUAAUACAUUGGGAGGUGAUCUGUUUGGAUAAUAGGGUUUUAAUUUAUUUUUUUAAGUCUAUACAGAGACAUUAGUGUAGAAAUUAUUCACUAAGUUAUUAUCCAGAAGGUUAGCAGUGGUUCCCAAAACCUCACUGAAUUAUCAAUGUGGUAACCAGUGCUUAACACCAUUUUCUACAAAAAAAAUUAGUUUGAACAGAUUAUUUCAUAAUAUACCACUUGAUUGC
Molecule: messenger RNA, 2192 nt
Organism: Sorex araneus (European shrew)
Lineage: Eukaryota; Metazoa; Chordata; Mammalia; Eulipotyphla; Soricidae
Gene: KLHL41
Product: kelch like family member 41
Exons: 6
Coding region: 127-1947 (606 amino acids)
Molecular function (GO): protein binding
Source: RefSeq, a predicted model, not a curated record